This is a messenger RNA of Dendronephthya gigantea, 1948 nucleotides long. RefSeq names its product cytochrome P450 2D4-like. NCBI's taxonomy places the organism in Eukaryota, Metazoa, Cnidaria, Anthozoa, Malacalcyonacea, Nephtheidae. The record is from RefSeq and is a predicted model, not a curated record. The transcript is spliced from 2 exons. Gene Ontology annotation, molecular function: monooxygenase activity; heme binding; iron ion binding. Bases 137 to 1621 code for a protein of 494 amino acids.
GAGUAAUAUCAAAUUUCGAUUGCUGCCGUGUAAAACCUUUAGCCAGAGACGUUUUAAAACAUUUCGUAUUGAACUUGCACUUGGUCUUAUUCGUUCAAGCAAACCUGAGUUCAAAACACCAAUAACAUUGACAACAAUGGUUGCAGAAAUCUUCGUUUCCUUUGCUCUUGCUUAUUUGGCAUAUUACAUUAUUACCACAAUUGUGAUCAGAAGAAACAUGCCACCAGGACCUUUCCCCUAUCCUCUCAUUGGCAAUAUUCCUCAUUUGUCCUGUGAUCCAAUUAACCCCUACAGCAAACUGGCUGAUGAAUACGGUGAUAUAUUCUCACUGACAUUUCCAACUGGGGAGACAAUUGUUGUCUUGAAUUCCGCCAAACUUGCUCGAGAAGCCAGACUCGGCAAACAAGAAAACCUUUCAGGAAGAUCGCCUGGUUCACUAUAUCCUUUCCCAGAAAUUUUUGGAAACGAUAUAAUGACGGCGGAUUAUUCCCCUGAAAUGCGAUUUCGUAGAAGAGUUUUUAAAGCAGCGAUGCAUGUCUUUGGAGCUGGUAUAGAGGAAGUAUCAGAACGUGCUGGACACGCUGUCGAUAUUUCGAUCAAAGAAAUCGACAGCCAUGAAGGAAAACCCUUCUCACCCAGAAAGAUAUUAGAGUCUUCCAUAAUCAUCCAGAUUUGGGAUUGGCUCACGACAGAGAAGUUUCAAUCAAAUAAUCCAACGGUUAAGAAGCUUUCCUUAUUCAACGCGUUAUGCACCAAACAAGUCCUGCAUUCCAGUUUCUAUCAAAUGAUUCCGUUUAUAUCGCAUUUGCCUCUUCAAAUAACCCGCGAUUUGAAUACGGCAAAACAGAUAAGGAAUGCGGUAUUUUCAGUGGAAUACGAAUCCCACAAGAAAACCUACACCCCUGGAGUAAUUCGAGACCUAACCGACAGCUUCAUUAAUUGCUACGAAAAAGAAAUUGCAAAAGAAACUAAAAACAGCAUUGGGUCGGUUGAUGAUGUCGCUGGAUUAAUGGCAGAUGUUAUAUUUGCAGGUUCAGAUACCGCUUCCUCGUCACUCGCUUGGUUUUUACUUUACAUGGUGCUGUAUCCAGAAAUUCAGGCGAAGAUUCACGAGGAACUCGAUGUUGUUGUUGGCAAGAAACGCACACCAUGUUGGAAUGAUGCCCGGAAUAUGCCAUUCCUCCAAGCAACUUUAUGUGAAGUUCAAAGGGCAUCAGGUAUGAUAGGGGUCGUCGGGACUAACGCGAUCCGAGACAUGCAAAUUGCUGGAUAUCAUAUUCCCAAGGGAACAUUUGUUGCUCUCAACCUUGCCAAAUUACAUCACGACGAACGUGAAUGGCCAGAACCUGAGAAAUUUAAUCCCGGAAGAUUUCUUGAUUCCGAUGGAAAAUUCGUUGGCUGGAGCAAACUCAAUGGGUUUCUUCCAUUUUCCGUUGGAAGAAGAGACUGCCCUGGUCAAUCUCUGGCGAAGAUAAUGAUGUUUACCUUCUCGUCGAUGUUGCUGCAUCGGUACAAAAUAGAAUUGCCUGCAGAAGCCGAAACACCAACAACAGAGAUAACUGAAGCUGCAAUAAUUCGGCGUCCAAAAGACUAUAAAAUUAUAGCAAAGCAGAGAAAUUAAAUAUAGUAUAUAUACCGUACUUUAUAACUUUACGUUUUGUAAUAACCACGUGCAUACCAAGGAGUAAUUUCGUUUAUACCAUUCAGAAUUUUUAUAAAUAGGCAAAUCAUUUACCAAUGAUACAUGAAGUAUAAGAAAGAUUAAAACUGUGGUAUCAACGGGAACGCUAACCCCUAUAAUUAUAUAUAAUAGCUUAGUAUUUGAUUGCAGCUAAAAAUUGAAGCAAAAAAAAAAUGUUGACUUUGUUACUCUUUCAAUUCUUAUAAAAAUUAGUAGAUGAUUGUAUUUUACAUAGUUCUAGUCAUGCCUCAAUAAUUAUCCUCUAUA